This is a messenger RNA of Amorphotheca resinae ATCC 22711, 1699 nucleotides long. RefSeq names its product glycosyltransferase family 31 protein. The record is from RefSeq and is a predicted model, not a curated record. The transcript has a single exon. Lineage: Eukaryota; Fungi; Ascomycota; Leotiomycetes; Helotiales; Amorphothecaceae. Bases 23 to 1579 code for a protein of 518 amino acids.
CGCUCCAUCAUGGCUUUGUGCGAUGCGAUGCAAGAUGUUGCCCCCUCCAAGACGUCUCCGGGUCUUCGUCUUGGCUGCGCUGCUGUUGGCCGUGAUCAGUUGGUAUUAUCUGGAUCUGGAUCUGGAGCUGGAUCUACCGCUUUUGCGUGAUCGUCUUCCGCUGCAUGGAGGCAAGUCGCAUCCUUCAGCCUCAUCUUCACCUUCAUCUUCAUUUUCAGCCUCACCCUCAACCUCACCUUCACCUUCACCUUCACCCACAGAGCCGCCUGGAGCGUCAAUAUCGUUGGAGCCAUCAUCAUCCGCCCCAACCACAGCGUCAUCAACUCUCCCCUUCACCUCACCGUCCGAUGUCCUGCUCAUCUUCAAGACCGGCGCCAGCACCUUCUGGAGACGCAUGCCCCUCCACCUGACCACCACCCUCUCCAACUCCCGCGUUCCAAACUAUGUUAUCUAUUCCGAUCUUGCAGAGCAGCUCGCCCUCGACGUCGAGAGUGUCGAUGUCCUCGCCAAUGUGAGCGACAUCCUCCGCACCUGGGACGCAUCUGCCCACGCCAGCUACCAGGACCUGCACUCCUCCCACCAUCUCAACACGUAUCGCGAGCAUGCGCUGCUGCCAGGCGACGAGCCGCAGAGCACCUUGGCUGGCAACCCGCCGGGCUGGCUCCUGGACAAGUACAAGUUCCUCCCGAUGCUGACGCACGCCCAGAAGAACUGGCCCGCUGUCAAAUGGUACGUCUACAUCGAGGACGACACUUUCAUCUUCUGGGACAACGUGCUGCGCUGGCUCAGCACGCUGUCACCCGACGACGAGCCUGAGUACUGGGGCGCCUACUCGGGCGAGGGCAAUGCCACCUUUGCCCAGGGCGGCUCGGGCAUCGUAUUCUCGCGCUCUCUGAUGCGCAGCGUCUUCGCCGGGCCCAAUCCUCCAGACCUCGUGCGCUACGGGAACUACUCGGCCAGCGCCUGCUGCGGCGAUAUCAUCCUCGGCCAGGUCCUGCGGGACCACGGCGUCUUCGUCAACCGCGGCGACUAUGGCCCUGUGUCAUUCCGCCCGGAACCCCCUUGGAAGACGGGCUUCGACAAGCUGAUGUGGUGCGCCCCCGUCUUCAGCUUCCACCAUCUCCACCAGCGCGAUCUCGUUCAACUAUCCCUCCUCGAACGCGCCCAUACCUCAACCCAGCGCCCCAUCCUCUUCCGCGACAUCUUCACCGCCCUCAUCGCCCCCUCCCUCCACACCCCCCAACUCUCCCACUGGGACAACUUCGCCUCCCGCUACCUCCUGGGCGCCUCUCACCCCUCCACCUCCUCUCUCCCCGCGGAACUGCACCCGCUGAACCCAUCCGCCGGCGACUCACCCCCUGCCUGCCGCGCCGCCUGCCUCGCGCUCCCGCUCUGCCUAUCGUGGCGCCACGACAGCAACGCCGCCCAGUGCGCUCUCGAUACCGUGGUGCGUCUGGGCCGCGAGCGUGACCCGUUGCCGGCCUGGGCGCCGCCUACCGAGAUCGUGAGUGGCUGGAUGCUAGAGCGGAUUGAUGAGGAGUUGGGGAGGGAUGAGUGUACGGUUGUUAGUGAGCCGUAGAUGAUGAUGAUGAUGAUGAUGAUAGACUUGGAGUCCUCUGGUAGUAUGUAUAUGUAUGUGUAUAGUAUGAGGUAUGAAAAAUAGAUAUGCAAAACCACCAUCACAACGCUUCCAUAUAUU